AUGGGGGAAGAGUCGAGCAAGGCGAUGCUGCGGGUCACUGGCGUGAUUGCCCAGUACUGGGUCGUGAGCAUCUCCUUGGUGUACAUCAACAAGUUUAUCUUGUCGGAACAAUCGGCGCCAAUUUUCAUCACCUGGUCACAGUGCAUCGUGACAUGCGUCAUCUGCUGGGUGUGCGGGGCGCUGGGGGAGAAGAUGCGCGAGACGCAGAGCGGCGCAACGAGGGAGAAGGCCGAGGAGGGGGGUCACGCGGCCGGGAAACCGUCACCGGACUCUUCCUUCCUAGCGGGAUUCCCGAAGGCGCGGUACGACCGAGACGCGGCGAUCAAGGUGUUGCCGCUGUCGAUGGUGUUCGUGCUAAUGAUCCUAUCUAACCAGCUCACGCUCAAGUACGUCGAGGUGUCCUUCUACAACGUGGCUAGGUCGCUGACUAUCGUGUUCAACGCAAUAUUCAGCGUGAUGAUACUUGGUUCCGUGGUUAGCUGCCGCACCAUCGCCUGCCUGGCGGUCGUCAUUACGGGUUUCAUAGUGGGCUGCGGGGGGGAGGUGCAGCUCUCGGUCCUGGGGGUGCAGUGGGGGCUCAUCUCCAGCGUGUCUGUCAGUCUCAACUCCAUCUACACCAAGAAGGCGCUCCCCUUCGUGAUGAACGAUGCGUGGCGGCUGACUUUCAUCAACAACGCCAAUGCGUGCCUGCUGUUCAUCCCGUUCGUUAUCUACUUCGAGGGAGCCAUGCUGCGGGAGCAAGCGUCUACUGGUACGCUUUUCUCGAGGUCGAUUGUGACGGGUCUGGUCGUGUCGGGCGUCCUGGGAUUCUUGAUGGGGAUCGUUUCAGUCAUGCAGAUUCGCGUCACGAGUCCGCUGACCCACAACAUAUCGGGGACUGCCAAGGCGGGUGUGCAGAGCAUCAUGGCGUUUUACAUCUGGGACAACGAGGCGACCGUCUUGGCUUGCGUCGGAAUCUUCUUGGUGCUGUUCGGGUCAAGCCUGUACACGUACGUCAAGAUCACGGAGGUGCAGAAGGGACCGGCAAAGGUCGAAGGCGGAAAGCCGCUCUUGCCCAAGUAA
Molecule: messenger RNA, 1062 nt
Organism: Ectocarpus siliculosus
Lineage: Eukaryota; Phaeophyceae; Ectocarpales; Ectocarpaceae
Source: the annotation of a GenBank genome assembly